Messenger RNA from Leucoraja erinaceus (little skate), 15142 nucleotides. Its product is annotated as ankyrin-2-like. Gene Ontology annotation, cellular component: T-tubule. Gene Ontology annotation, molecular function: protein binding. The transcript has 52 exons. Gene Ontology annotation, biological process: protein localization to T-tubule; regulation of cardiac muscle contraction; signal transduction. The record is from RefSeq and is a predicted model, not a curated record. The coding region runs from base 1709 to 13633 and encodes 3974 amino acids. Lineage: Eukaryota; Metazoa; Chordata; Chondrichthyes; Rajiformes; Rajidae.
AAAGUGUGUUCAUUGCAUGCUCUCUAGAAUUUGCAUCAGUGGGCAUUUGCACCAAAGUGGAUGCAUCAGUUGAGACCAUGGCAUUUAUUUUUGGGUUUUUUUAAUAUCCUUUUUGCAAUUUUUUUGCACUUCUACGCUCCCAUGCACUAAUAAUACAUGGGGUCAUAAUUCCAAUGGAUGAAUAACCAGAUAGUUUUGGUGCUAAAUCCAAUGAUGUUUAGCACAAGAACAGCUCUUUCUUUCUGCAGUAUAUAUUCUAAACUUCAUUGGAAACUUUAAUUGCACUGGUGAGAAUCAUGACAGAAAGUUUGAGUAUUUCAUAAUACCAAAGUUAGACCUUUAUUUUAUAAUAGUAAAUACUGGUGGCUCCUGAUAUUAUUUCCACAAUUAUUUGUUCCUUUAGAUGGCAAUCAAGCGUAGACUUUUGGUUCUAUCUAUUUGCUGGAGGAAACACCAUAAACAACGAAUUAGUCAGCGUCACCAUGGCUGUUAUCAUUCGUCAUUUUCAAGCACUUUAUCCAUACAACGGGAAAUACAUGCUUCCCGCGUUUUCAGAACGCAAUUCUGUUGUUAAACUGGAAAUAUAUUUAAGGCACAGCAUAAAUGUGGAUUUAUUAAAAUGACGCAAACCUAUUUGUCAUUUAUUCUUUACACAUGAACAUUUCUGCUCAUGUAGCUAAAAUAACUGGAGUUUUGUUUGGAGGUACAGCAUAGAAACAAGCCCUUCGCUUCGGCCCACUGAGUCCACACAGAUAAUUGAUCACCCGUUUACACUAGUUCCAUGUUAUACCACUUUCUCUGCAAAAUUUUACAGGGACCAAUUAACCUACAAACCCGCACAUCUUUGAGAUGUGGAAUGAAACCGGAGCACCCUGUGGAAACCCCACGGCCACAUGGAGACCGUACAAACCCCACACAGACAGCAGCUGAGUCAGGGUCGAACCCGGGUCUUUGGAGCUGCGAGGCAGCAACUGCGCCACUGUGUCAGGGCCCUGAUUAUUGAAUGAUUUACGUUGGACUCUAAUAAUUAUCAUUUUACAAUGUAAUUUUCAUUUUUAAUGUUUAAAAACGUAAUAUCGCUGUGUUAUAUACUAGUGGGAUUAUAUUUAUAAAUGUAGAAAACAUACGAAGUGUAACAUAUAAUUACCGGGAACAAAACCAUUUAUUAUGUUUUGAUCAGUUUUGAUAAGACUGAUAAUUAAGCAACGGCCGUCAUUAUAAGGUAUUAGCGUGCUAAAUCCUCUGCAGCACGCGUCUUGCCACUAAAAGCUUUCUGCCCCACCUUGUUCUUGAGCGUGGGAGCAGAAUGACAGAUCGGAGCGGUUGUCCGUCCACCAUUCUGCACUGUGCGUGAUCACAUCAGCGUGUUGUUGUCGGGCACUGACGCCGGCUCCCGGACUAGCUGAGUGGAGGACCGCCUGUGCCGACAGCGGCUGCCGCAGUCACCCGGGCGCACGGACAUACAGCCAGGGUUUUGGCAACGCCACAAGGUCAAGCUCUAUCUACACCCCCUCCCCCCAAAAAAGUCAUCCUCCAUCAACCACCUCAUUAUCCCUCCCCGAGCUUUCAUCAGCCGAGUACAAAAACAACCCAGUCAAAGGAGAGCAAAGCCAGGGAAGCAGACGCUGCAGCGAGCGAGGGCGAGAGAGCGCGGUGCAGACGUGCUGCCACAGAUCGCCUUUCACAACAGACUGAGGGAGUGAAGAAAAUGGCUUCUUCUCCACCCUCCGCCUCUUCCUCCUCCUCCUCCCCGCAGGGAGGCGGUACUUCUCCAAACCCGCCAGACCGCAUUCGCCAGCAAGGUGGGAGUGAAAUACCCCCCAUUCCCCGGGAGAGGUUGUCACGUCACAGGGUAACUUUCCAGGAUCAGAUGGUCCCAAGUCGUCAGGAGUCUGACAGCAAUGCAAGCUUCCUCCGUGCUGCAAGAGCAGGAAACCUUGACAAAGUGCUUGAAUUCCUCAAAGGAGGCAUAGAUAUCAACACAUCGAAUCAGAAUGGCCUCAAUGCAUUGCACCUGGCAGCAAAGGAAGGACAUGUGGAUCUUGUGCAAGAGCUUUUGGAGAGAGGUGCAUUGGUUGAUUCAUUAUCAAAGAAAGGAAAUUCGGCCGUGCACAUUGCAUCUCUGGCUGGACAAAUCAAUGUGGUCAGAACGCUUAUGAAGCAGGGUGCCAACAUCAACUUACAGUCUCAGAAUGGCUUCACACCACUCUAUAUGGCUGCCCAGGAAAAUCACAUUGAUGUUGUCAGGUUCCUGCUGGAAAUUGGAGCUAACCAGAGCACAGCCACUGAGGAUGGGUUCACUCCCCUAGCUGUUGCGCUGCAACAGGGUCACAACCAAGUCGUUGCUAUUUUACUGGAGAAUGACACAAAGGGAAAGGUGCGCUUACCGGCCCUGCAUAUUGCUGCACGGAAAGAUGAUACCAGAUCCGCAGCUUUGCUGUUACAGAAUGACCACAAUGCCGAUGUACAGUCCAAGAUGAUGGUGAAUAGAACCACAGAGAGUGGUUUCACUCCUCUUCACAUUGCUGCCCACUAUGGAAACGUGAAUGUAGCUACUCUGCUGUUAAACCGAGGAGCUGCUGUGGAUUUCACAGCCCGGAAUGGAAUUACUCCUCUACAUGUAGCUUCCAAACGAGGGAAUACUAAUAUGGUGAAACUGUUACUGGAUCGUGGAUCCCAUAUAGAUGCUAAAACAAGGGAUGGGCUGACCCCACUGCACUGUGCAGCCAGGAGUGGACAUGAUGGAGCUGUGGAGAUUCUGCUCGAGAGGGGAGCCCCAAUGCUUGCCAGAACAAAGAAUGGAUUGUCACCGCUCCAUAUGUCUGCCCAAGGAGAUCAUGUGGAAUGUGUCAAGCAUCUGCUGCAGCACAAGGCACCUGUUGAUGAUGUUACACUUGACUAUCUCACUGCAUUGCACGUGGCUGCUCACUGUGGUCACUACAGGGUCACCAAGCUCCUCCUGGACAAGAGAGCCAAUCCCAAUGCCCGGGCACUGAAUGGCUUUACCCCACUGCACAUUGCAUGUAAGAAAAACCGUGUUAAAGUCAUGGAACUUCUUGUGAAGUACGGGGCCUCAAUCCAAGCCAUAACAGAGUCUGGCCUUACACCAAUACAUGUGGCUGCCUUCAUGGGCCACUUGAAUAUUGUCCUCCUUUUGCUGCAGAAUGGAGCAUCUCCAGAUGUGUCUAACAUUCGUGGGGAAACGGCCCUGCACAUGGCGGCACGAGCUGGACAGGUGGAAGUAGUGCGCUGCCUACUGCGCAAUGGAGCCCAGGUGGAUGCUAAAGCCAGGGAGGAUCAAACUCCUUUACACAUUGCCUCAAGGCUGGGUAAAACUGAAAUAGUGCAGCUGCUGCUGCAGCACAUGGCGUUUCCAGAUGCGUGCACCACCAAUGGCUACACCCCACUGCACAUUUCUGCAAGGGAGGGUCAGGAGGAUGUGGCUUCCAUUUUGCUCGAGGCAGGUGCUUCACACUCAUUGGGCACAAAGAAGGGAUUUACCCCACUACAUGUCGCAGCUAAGUACGGAAGCCUAGAUGUGGCAAAACUCCUUCUGCAGCGCUCAGCUUCUCCAGACUCUGCUGGCAAGAACGGCCUAACCCCUCUCCACGUUGCUGCUCAUUAUGACAACCAGAAGGUGGCAUUAUUGCUGCUGGAGAAAGGUGCCUCUCCUCAUUCCUCCGCAAAGAAUGGCUACACACCUCUGCACAUUGCUGCCAAGAAGAAUCAGAUGGAAAUUGCUACAACCUUACUGGAAUAUGGAGCGGAGACUAAUGCAUUAACAAAGCAGGGGGUUACUCCCCUUCACCUGGCAUCGCAGGAGGGACACGUGGAAAUGGUUACAUGUCUGAUGGAUAAAAAUGCCAAUGUCAGUGUGGCGACAAAGAGCGGACUGUCGGCAUUGCACAUGGCAGCUCAGGAAGACAGGGUUAAUGUUGCAGAAAUCCUUGUAAAACAAGGUGCAAAUCUUGACGCACAGACCAAGGUGGGCUAUACGCCACUGAUUGUGGCAUGUCACUAUGGAAACAUCAAGAUGGUGAAUUUUCUCCUGCAACAUGGUUCCAAUGUCAAUUCCAAAACUAAGAAUGGAUACACACCUUUGCACCAGGCAGCACAGCAGGGCCACACUCACAUCAUCAAUGUCCUCCUUCAACAUGGAGCCAGAGCCAAUGCCAUUACUGCAAACGGCAACACUGCCUUGGCAAUUGCAAAACGCCUUGGAUACAUCUCUGUGGUUGAUACGCUGAAGGUUGUCACUGAAGAGGUCACUACCACUACAACUACUGUAACUGAAAAACAUAAGCUGAAUGUCCCUGAGACAAUGACUGAGAUCCUGGAUGUGUCAGAUGAGGAAGGAGAUGACACAAUGACAGGUGAUGGAGGAGAGUACCUUAGACCAGAGGACCUAAAAGAGCUUGGAGAUGAUUCUCUUCCCAGCAGUCACUAUCUGGACAAUAUGAUGUACAGAGGAUUAGGACGUCUUGGAGAGCGCUCAGACAGCCUGCGAUCCUUCAGUUCAGACAGGUCCAACACACCAAGCCAUGGUCCGUACUACAGAGACAGUGCCAUGAUUGAAGAGUUAAUCACAGCUACAAGUAACCAGGUAGCUCUGGCUAAGUGCCCAGAGAAGGACUCCACACAUCGCUUAAAUUGGGAAACGGAGAACUUGGACAAUGUGGCACUCUCUUCCAGCCCAAUACAUUCAGGCUACUGGAGCAAGAUGGUGCAAGACAUAGGAACCUUACAGCCAGCAGGCUAUUCUUCUCCAGUCGCUGACAGUGAAUCAAGCUUUCUGGUUAGUUUCAUGGUGGAUGCUCGGGGAGGAUCUAUGCGAGGCUGUCGCCAUAACGGACUUCGCAUUAUCAUUCCCCCUCGGAAAUGCACAGCUCCAACCCGUGUCACUUGCCGCCUGGUUAAACGUCACAGACUGGCCACAAUGCCUCCUAUGGUGGAAGGAGAGGGUCAUGCCAGCAGGUUAAUUGAAGUUGGACCAUCAGGUGCUCAAUUCCUUGGUAAACUGCAUCUUCCUAAUUCUCCUCCCCCUCUAAAUGAGGGAGAAAGCUUGGUUAGCCGAAUCCUGCAGCUUGGGCCAUCAGGAACCAAAUUCCUUGGGCCUGUGAUUGUGGAGAUUCCACAUUUUGCAGCCGUACGUGGGAAGGAACGAGAGCUGGUGGUGCUGCGCAGUGAAACUGGAGAGACGUGGAAGGAGCAUCAGUGUGAAUAUACUGAGGAAGAGCUGAAUGAAAUAUUGAAUGGAAUGGAUGAAGUACUUGAUAGUCUAGAGGAACUUGACAGAAAACGUAUUUGCCGUAUCGUUACCAGGGACUUCCCACAAUACUUUGCAGUAGUGUCCAGAGUCAGACAGGACAGUAACCUGAUUGGACCAGAAGGAGGUGUGCUGAGCAGCACUGUGGUUCCACAGGUUCAAGCUGUCUUCCCUGAAGGAGCUUUAACCAAGAGGAUUCGAGUUGGACUCCAGGCCCAACCCAUGCAUGUUGAAUUAGUCAAGAAAAUCCUGGGCAAUAAAGCGACUUUUAGUCCAAUAGUCACUCUUGAGCCGAGAAGAAGGAAAUUCCAUAAACCUAUCACGAUGACAAUUCCCAUUCCAAAGUCCUCUACUGACGGAUUAAUGAAUGGUUAUGGUGGAGACACCCCAACUCUCAGGUUACUUUGCAGUAUAACAGGCGGAACAACACCAGCACAAUGGGAAGACAUAACUGGAACAACUCCGUUGUCAUUUGUCAAUGAAUGUGUUUCUUUCACAACAAAUGUGUCUGCUAGGUUCUGGCUCAUAGACUGUCGGCAAAUCCAAGAAUCUGUGAACUUUGCCACACAAGUGUACAGAGAAAUUAUAUGUGUACCAUACAUGGCCAAAUUUGUAGUUUUUGCCAAAUCACUUGAUCCAAUUGAGGCACGAUUGAGAUGCUUCUGCAUGACAGAUGACAAGGUGGACAAAACAUUGGAACAGCAGGAAAAUUUCACAGAGGUUGCUAGGAGCAGAGACGUUGAGGUAUUGGAAGGCAAGCCAAUUUAUGCUGACUGUUUUGGCAACCUUGUGCCUCUUACAAAGAGUGGACAGCACCACCUAUUCAGUUUCUAUGCUUUUAAAGAAAAUAGACUUGCAUUGUUUGUCAAGGUACGAGAUACAACUCAGGAACCUUGUGGAAGAUUAUCCUUCAUAAAAGAACCAAAGUCAGCAAGAGGUCUUGUACAGCAUGCUAUUUGCAACCUAAAUAUCACGCUACCCCUAUACAACAAGGAGUCAGAUUCAGAUCAGGAGCAAGAGGAAGAGGUGACUGGAAAUCAAGAUAAAUAUGAAGAGGAGGAGACUGAAUCUGCUGAGAUUUCUUCAGCCAUAAAAUCCCAUCUUGUCCAUGAUGUUCCUGUGCUGGCCAGCCCAGACUUGCUUUCAGAUGUAUCUGACAUGAAACAAGACUUGAUCAAGGUCACUAAGAUCUUAAAAACAUCAGGAAGUAAAGGAAGCCCAAUAGAGGUGAAAGAAUUAGCAAAAGGAACUGAAGAUGAACCAGGUGAGCCUUUUGAAAUUGUAGGGAAAGUGAAAGAAGACUUGGAAAAAGUGAGUCAGAUUUUAAGAAGCGGAACAUACACGGGUGACGAAUCUCUACAAGAGGCCUUUGGUGAAGAACUCGAAGAAAGCUGGGUAAUUAUCAGCGACGAAGAAAUUGAUGAAGUCAAACGAGAAGUACCAGCAGAGGUCACUGAAUCUUUGUUUGUGGAGCACAGAAUUGACAGAGGGCCCCGAGAAAAGGUUGUGAAAGAUAUGAAUGGAAUGUUGGGCUAUUUAGAAAAUGACCUGGACACAUAUUUAAAGGAAGUAGCGACAGGACCUCCAGCCACUUGUCAAAUGAAUAUCGUCCAAGAAAGUUUUGAAGCAACAUUCAUUACCAAAGAUAUUAAAAAAGGAACUGAUCAGAUGAUUUACAAACCUUCAAGAUCUGAGGAGCUCAGUGAACAAGAGGAAUUGCACAAAGCAAAAGACCAAAGUAAACUUGAUAUGGGAAAGACAAAGCCAGUGUUUCAGAGAUUCAAGGCAGAAAAUACCGCAGUGUAUUUUAAGGAUCCUGCAUUUCAAUCCCAAACGAAAGAAUCAACAAUGGAGCUUAAAAAAGUACAGCAGAAUAUUUACACUGAAUCUGAUUCCACCAAGGAAGAAAUAACAUUAGUGCCUCCAACCAUUGCAGAAUCUACCUCACCUGUGGUAGAAGAAACUCCCAUUGGUUCAAUAAAAGAGAAAGUCAAAGCUCUCCAGAAGCGUGUGGAGGCAGAGGAAGGACAACGAAAACAAGUAAAAUCAGCAGUGAAGGAAGAGAUUUGCAUACCGGUUACUAAACGAGUAUCAUGCACAGAGGCUCCUACUUCCGCUGUUACAGAAAGGCUUGAAGAAACAAUGUCAGUGCGUGAACUGAUGAAAGCAUUUCAGUCAGGACAAGAUCCAUCCAAGAAGAUGACUCGACUCUUCCAACAUGCAUCUGAUGCUUCACAAGCAGAAAAGCAAACUUUAGAAGAAUUAACAAAACCAGAAGUGUCUCAUGAUGUACUCAUAGAAGCAAAAGCAGAUGAUGUAGGAAAGUUCAAGCCACAAGGGCUUUCACAGGAUACAUUGCGUAUAGAUCAGAAUGGAAUAGCUGCAAUUAGUUCAGUAACACAAGGCACGAGGGAAAUUAGUAGGGAAAGGAAAAGAAUACCAUCAAGCAAAGAUAAGAAGGUACUCACAAUUGAAAGAGGUGAUGCAAGUUCUGAAACAUCAGAAAACUUUGAGUCAGUUUUUGCCGAAGAUCAUGAGAAGCAAACUGAGAUACACAGCAGCAGAAUUACUGUGACUAGCGAUUUACAGAUCAGUCCAGACAGGAAGACAUCCACUGAUUUCACUGAUGUCAUUAAAGCGGAAUUAGAAGAUAACGACAAAUAUCAACAAUUUAGGAAAACCUCAGAUACUCCAGAUGCUGAACUUUACCUUGAACAGGUAGUGACAAGCCCAGUUCAUCAUCACCUGAACAUUAGUUUUCCACCACAGUAUGUGAAAAAUGGAUUUACACCAGAUGUAACAUUACAAAAUGGUGCCCUUGAUGACAGUUCAGAAAGCCUAAAGCAUGAAGGCAUUGCCGACUCUCCGAGCUUUAGCUUAGGUGAUGGUACUCCUCAAAUCAGCUCAGAGGAGAGCUAUAAACAUGAAGGUCUUGCAGAAACUCCUGAGACGAGCCCUGAAAGUCUCUCCCUCUCACCAAAGAAAAAUGAUCAGGAAACGUCAGAAAAGCAAGAUGCUGGAGAUCCUGUCAAAAUAGACAACGAGGACCAAAGUUUUCAGAAAAGCACACCUUCUGCACAGUAUGAAAAUGUAAUCUCAACUGAAGAAAUUUCUGACUUAAAGGUAACAAAGGAAUAUUUAGAUGCCACUGAUGCAGAACUAACUGCAGAUUCGGGUUGUGUUGAUUAUGAUGAAUUGCAAUUGACAGAAAUAACUCAAGCCACAUCUCUCGUAGAUGAAGUAGAUGAGCAGAGCACAAGUGAAUCUGUCUCUGCCCUUAAAGCUACAGAUGAUACCAGUGAAAAAGAUGCUUUUAUGCAGGAGGAAUCAGAAUCUUUGUUCCUUCAUGAUGGGCAUGAUGAUUCUUUGGAGAGUGGAUUCAAAGGCAAGGAGAGAAGCAUUUGUGUGUCAAUGUCGGAUGGAAAACCAGGAGCGUUAUUAGCCCCAGAUACUGCAGUGAAGGAAACUGAUCAAAAAAAUGCUUCACCAGUUGUAACUUCCAUUUCACCAGAGGCCACACCAAGAAGUCAACUAUUGGAUUUGUGUCUCACCGGAGUUUCACUUGAUACUGAUAAUCUUAGUCCAAUGGCAGAUGAAUCUUUGAUCAGCCAUAAGGAUUCUCUGGAGGGUAGUCCCACACAGGAUGAUAUUGAUACAACUUCACACAAAUCCCCAGAUUCACUGGAGCCAAGCCCCUUAAAAGAAUCUCCAUGUCCAGAUUCUCUCGAAAGUAGCCCAGUGGAGCAAAGGUUAAGUACAGCAAUCUCCAUGGCACUGAAGAGUGAAAAAGUGGCUCCUAUCGUGAUCACUGAGAAAAAAAGUGACAAAACUGAUAUUUCUUUGGAUUCUACAUCAGCCAGGAGUAGAAUUCUCAGAGAAAUGCGAGGAGAAGGACCCAUAAGCAGAGAAGCAAGGAAGCUUAUGUCACCUGAUGGGAGCACAGAGGAAGAUAGUUUGGACCAAGUGUCUCAAAUGGAAAGUUCAGGAAAGAGCCCUCUUUCACCUGAAACUCCGAGCUCUGAGGAGAUCAGUUAUGAAGUCACACCUAAAACACCUGACACGCAUAUACUCUCAGUUGCUGACAAGCCAAUUGUGAUUCCAGAAAUCCAAGAGGAAAUUGAUGAUGAUUCCCCUCCAGACAGUGAAUCAAAGAAAAGAUUUACACCAGAAGAGGAGAUGUUUAAAAUGGCAGCCAAGAUCAAAACAUUUGAUGAACUAGAGGAGGAUGCUAGAUUAAAACGUGAUGGUAAAAAGGAGCAGAAGUAUUGUGAUAUGUCGUCAACCCCUGCUAUAUCCAAUGUAGAAGAUGCAGAAGUUAUAGUUAUAUCUCAUGCCGAGCAUAGAAUGAGCUCCUCUUCUUCAGAAAGUGAGCCAGAACUAACUCAACUAAGCAAAGAGGCUGAAAGUGGACUGCUCAUGGAACCAGUUAUUCGAGUUAAGCCUCCUUCUCCACUCCUCCCUGUUUCUAGUCCUGAGGAUGCAGAAUUUCCUCCCAUACCGGACAAAAACUACACCUUUAAGAUAAUAGAUCACGAGAAAGAAUCAAGUGAACAAACAGGUGAUAGUGGCAUAACAGUAGAAAACAGAAGCGUGGACAAAGAUUGCGGUGUUUCAAUUGAUUCACAGGUUUCUGAAGCAGUGCCUUGUGACAAUGUUGAAACUCAUCAUUCCUCUGCAGUUCAUUCUUUUACAGCCACUGGUGAGUCUAUUGAAGAGCCAGUUUCUUCAGAAGCACCAGCUUUUGUGCCUGAGCUGCAAGAGGAAGAUAUUCUUACUGAGGAAGAUGUACAGCGUCUUGAGCAAGCUGCAGAAAAGCGAGAUGAACUGUGGGUCGAUAGCAGAUCUGAAGAAUAUCAAGCAAAAGCACAUGACCAGAGGCAUGAGGGCCAGGAUGGAAUGAUCGAAAAAUCUUCAUCACCUGUAAUUGACUGUGUGGAAUAUAAAGCAGCUCCUGCUGACGAAUCUGCAUUAAGUGACAUGCAUUCAAAAAAAGUAGCUGAGGAACAGCGUAGCGAAAUAAUAAUAACUGAGACAAAGCCGGAGCUUGAUGCUUGGAAUACAAUCAGAGAAGAUGAUGACGUAUUUGCAGCUCGUCUUAAAGAGGAAGAGCAGAAAAUAUUUGGCCUAAUGGUUGACAGACAAUCUCGUGGUACAACUCCUGAUACCACACCAGCAAGAACUCCGAUUGAGGAUGGUACACCAACCAAUGAACAAAACCCAUUCCUAUUUCAAGAGGGAAAAUUGUUUGAAAUGACCAGAAGUGGUGCCAUUGAUAUGAGCAAAAGGAGCUAUGGAGAUGACGGCUUCCAUUUUUUCCAAAUUGGAGAAGAUCAGGAUGCUGAGGCUUUAAUUGAAGCGUCAAAAAUGGAAGGAAGUGAGGAUGAGGUGAAGUCUCUUGAAACUGAGAGCGUGACUGAUGGAGUACUCAACCUUUCUCAGACUGAGAUUCAAUCUGCUUCAAUGUCAGAUUCACCACCCACUAUUGAUGCAGCUCUUCAAUCCCCUAUUGAGUUUAGUUGCACUGAUGAACAAAUAGCCACAAAAAAUGAGCAAAAAUCGAGAAUUCCAAUCAAAAUGGGCAUUUCUGCAUCUGCCAAAUCUUCAAAAAAAGACACUGCAGCACCUGAAGUGGCUGAAGUAAAACCUUUCAUCUUAAAUGAUGAAGUAGAUAUUGUUGCUCCCAAGGCAUCUGCGAAUAAUGUCCAGUUGGACUUUUCUACAGUGACAAUAUCUUCACAACAGGCUGUUAGGAGUGACGAUGAUUCAUCAGACUCAUCACCUGAAGAGCAACGUUCAGUUAUUGAAAUUCCUACUGCAAUUAUUCAACAAACCUACCAGACAGAGGCAAAAUCAAAGUUACCUGUCAGACAUACUGCAGUUGUAACUGCAAUUCCUCGUGUACCAACUGCACCCGUAGAUAAGGCAUCUUCAUCUUCUGCCAGUGUUCAGGAAGGAUCUACAGAUGAUGUAGUAAAAUCAAAAUCUAGAAUUCCUGUUAAGGCCGUUGCACACAGAAUAGACCACCAUUCGUCACCAAUGUUACCAGACAUGAAAAAGACUUCAGAGACCAUUAAAAUCCAUGAGGUUAAAUCUAGGUUGCCAGUAAGACAGGAACCACGGAGCAAGUCUGAGUCAGAUGCCAGUAAUUCUGCUGAGAUGAGAAGUAAACUUCUUAAUAAGGGGAAGAGCUGUGAUACCGAACCUGAUGCAAAAGAACCUGUGUCCCAAUUUUUCAUUGGAUCAGAAACAUCUGAAAGUAAUAAACCAAAAUCAUUCCAAUCAAGACUUCCAGUGAAGACCAAAUCUAGUUAUAGUUCACAAGCUGCUACUGGUUAUACUAAGGGCAGCAAAGAUACAUUUUUAGAACUUUAUAAACAUUCAAUUGAAUUUUUUGAAGAAAUAAGUGAUGAGGCUUCAAAGUUGGUGGAUCGUUUGACAGAGGAAGAGCGAGAACAUGAAGUGUUAUCAGAUGAUGAUAGCAGUGCUGUAGAUAGUUCUAUUAUAGAAACUGAGCAGCCCAGUGAAGUACACCAGCCUCUUCCAGAAGACCUGUUUGAUGUGAGGCCAAUCUGGGACGAAUCUGUUGAAACCCAAAUUGAAAGAAUUCCUGAAGAAAAUGGCCAUGAUCAUUUUGAAGCCGUGGAUGCUCAGGAGGACUCUGAAAGAGCUGAGCAACGACUCUAUCUUAUUGCUGACCACCUUGGUUUCAGCUGGACAGAGCUGGCCAGAGAACUGGACUUCAGUGAGGAACAGAUUCAUCAGAUCAGAAUUGAAAAUCCUAAUUCAUUAGUGGAUCAGAGUCAGGCACUCUUGAAAUAUUGGAUGGAAAGGGAUGGCAACUGUGCCUCAGAUGAAAAACUAAUGCAGAUAUUGAACAAAAUCAAUCGAAUGGAUAUUAUCAACCUACUAGAAACCACACAAACUUCACCCAGUAGAGACCAUAUUUCCCGAACCUAUGCAGAGAUUGAGCAGACAAUGGCUCUAGAUCACAGUGAAGGUUUCUCUGCACUUUCUGAUGAUCUGUGCAGUCCAAAGAUCACACGACUGGGACACCAAAUUUCUAAAGAGCAUUCCAGCCCAAGAGAACGACAUGCCGAGGGAGCACAGCCCCCUCUUGUGUUGGAGGAAGAUAGCUCCAUCAGUUGUGGAAAGCCUCAAGAAGCCAGCCCACAGGCUAGGACACAAUCCAAAGACCAAGAACUAUCCAUCUCGGAACUCUUAAGACAAGCUCAGAAUGAGAUAAAAACUGAAGCCCAAAAUACAUCACUUCCUGACCUUCAAAAGGAAAAAUCUAUAAUGAAGGAUCAAGAAUCUGCAUUUUCUGGUGAAGAUACUGAGUUCUCUAAAGGAAAGUCCAAGGAACUAGACAAAUGUGAUGCCCACGAUGAUGAAGAGGGAGAUGAGGGGAGUACAGAACUAGUCACCCUGAGAAUAGAUGAACAAAGUCCAAUUAUACAGGAGGCUGGUGAAGGCUUACAAGCUGUCCAGGCAGCUGGUGCCACUAUAGUAGAAACAACCGAGGAACAACCAGAGAACAUUAAGAGAUCUUUUGAGGAGGAAUCGCUAGAAAAGGAGAUAGUGGAAGAGCUGGGGGAACGGGAGAGCAGUUCUGAUGAGGAGAUUGUAACCACCAGGGUCAUCCGUCGACGGGUGAUCAUUCAGGCCGAUGAUAUGCCCGAUAUCCAACCGGAGUCGGUCACAGAAGAACAAUAUACGGAUGAGCAUGGAAAUACUAUUGUGAAAAAGGUUACCAGGAAGAUUAUUAGGCGCUUAGUUUCACCUGACGGCACUGAAAAGGAGGAAGUAAUAAUGCAAGGAGCAGAGCAAGAGCCAAUUGAAAUUGAAAAUGGUGACAGAUAUUCGAAAGUUUUAAAGCGGACUGUACUAAAAAGUGACAGUGAGCAGACAGAGAUGACAUUUACAGAACCACAAGCGGCCUCUGGAUCUGAAUUCCAGUCAGAGCACGUUGAGGGUCGGAGAGUCAGUCGGGUCGUCAAAACAACAGUGGUCCAUGGAGACAGAAUGGAGAAGCAUCUUGGAGACCCCAAGCUGGCCGCCGACCUUCCAACAGCCAAAGAUGAUUUUAACAUGGCUCUUAGUUUCGCAGGGAACCAAGGAAAGGUUCACAUUCCAAAUGUAGUGCAGAGAGAGAUUGUAAAAGAGGAUGGAUCUGUAAUUAAAAGGGUGACCAUGAGUAAAGCCAGCACACAGAAGAGGACUGUGGUGGAGGAUCGGGAAGGGAAACAUAUUCACGAAGAACAGCUGGAGGAUGUGCCUGAAGCACUUCAGAAAGAUGACCUGAAAUUCGACCUACAGCAACUUCUCGGUCGCUUUUGCAGUGAGGACUGGAAACAGGAAAAAAACUAAAUAGCUCAAAUUGCGCAUUACCUGUUAUGUUACAACUGCACAGUUUGCUCACAUGAAGAAAUUGCAUAUUGUUAUUUCCAUCUAAAAUCACUGGCAUAGCUGUGUGGAAAGCAUAGAUCUGAAUUAGCCUUUUAUCGUAAGUAAAUUUGUGACCAAAGAUGGCAUCCAAAUCUCGGAUGACUAAUACUGUUUGAACAUUAGAUCUUCCUGAUAUGCCAGUUUUAGGAACAUGCUAAAGUUGCUUCCUGCAAACUCUGGCAACAAUGUCAAAAUCCAGAAAAUACUUCAGCCACAGGCCUCUUCCCAUUUUCUGUCGCAGAAGGACUUUCUAAACAAAAUGUGUAAAUAGCAAAACUGUUUUGGCUUGUGAAACCAAGACCGCCUAUCUUGACCAUAAAAUUGCCACCAAACACAAGGUCCUUUUCUUCAUUGCCGAAUUGACUAAGUGUCGCCACCGUAACAGAAUGUGAGUGUGCAGGCCUAGUGGGGAGCACGUAAACAUUUUACAGUCCCUCAAAGCUUCUCAAAACGUAAUAAAUAUGCUAGCACCUGCACUUAUCGUAUCAGACAUUUCUCCAUUAAUUGCAUUAGUAUGAAUUAAGCAAUGGGCGUGGCAAGCUCCAUUUGAUGUGCAUUCAUGCCGCCAUACAGGUUUCCAGAAAUUUGCAACUUUCUUCACUGCUUUCACCAACACACAUAGUCUUGUAUCUGUGAUCUACUACUUUCUACUGGCACCUGCACUGUAGAUAACUGGAACUGAGAUUAACCUAACAAGAAAAGUGAACAGAGCCCUUUGGUUAUUUCAGCAGUAUGUAACAAGACUGGCUUCUUUUUGUACAUGCAUGUAGUAUUUAUAGCUGUUGUAAUCAUCUAUACGGUUGUUUAAACAUCUUUGCAUUGAGAAAAAGGUUCAGCUUGUUGUCUCAACAUAAAGCGACAAACAAAAAAGGAACCGAAUAUGAUAAAUAUGUGGUAUUUUUAACUGUUCCAGUCUACCCUUCAAUGUAUUCAUAAGAUUUUAUUUUAGUUUUUUUUUAAGUUAUUAUAGUACAGAAAGUUGCUAAUAUGAGGACAAUAUUCAUUGAGUACUCAAGAAGUUAAAUCAGUCUAUUAUUUACUCCUCCAAUCAGUGCAGGCAGAAUAUCCGUUUUCUGUUAUGUCAGUGUCAAGGCCUGUACUGAGUGAUGAUAAAAACCAACAGAGAGAGUGUGUAUUGUUCUGGCUAUGCCAUGUGGUGUUACUUGCAGCGCAGAUGAUGUCUCUGUAAUUACAUUUUUAUCUCUAUCUUUUUAUUUGCUGUGUAAUCAAAGAACUUCAGAACAGUGAGAAGUGGAUUUUAAGUUGAUGAAUCAGCAUCUUGUUCCCAUGGUGAUAACAAAUAUUGUAUAUGAUAUCUAUGAGGGCAUGUAUUAGGAUAAAGGUAAAUGGAAGAAAAAUUAAAACACUAACAAAUACAUAGCAACUGCAAUGUGUAAAAUGGCUGAUUUAAUUAAAAUAAAAUGUACAAGU